This is a messenger RNA of Fibroporia radiculosa, 405 nucleotides long. RefSeq lists its product as uncharacterized. Bases 1 to 405 code for a protein of 134 amino acids. The transcript has 2 exons. The record is from RefSeq and is a predicted model, not a curated record. Lineage: Eukaryota; Fungi; Basidiomycota; Agaricomycetes; Polyporales; Fibroporiaceae.
AUGGCGAUCGACAUGCUUGGUGGAAUUUUCAGUGAUCUAUCGCUCGCCUUUAAAUCGCAAUUUGACGUGAUUGCGGCCGUGACUUAUUCUGUCGUCGUGGUCAUGGACGGUGCAGUGUUAGUUCUUGCACUAAUAUUAAAUCCCAUCGCCCGCCGGCGUCGCAAACGAGCGGCGCUAACCACUGUGGAUGUACCUGACGAGUACAGCGAACCUGCCGACGUCGAGCUUGUGGCUAGUGACCCUCCUGCCGAACCGUCGUCAGCUCCGUUGGCGUCACGGUGCGAGAAAGAUGGAAUUUCACCAGCUGAAGGCUUGCCAACACAUCAAACAAACCAUGUAGAGGAGAUCACGCUCAAUGAGAGGGCGGAAAGCUAUCCAUGCACCAUCUCAUGCCUUGACAAAUGA